AAAAGCAAACCCUUUUCAGGUUCCUUUUAUAAUUCUCUCACAUUCCUCUGCAUCCAGUUGAUAGUAAAGAACAAGAAAAAACUUUGAAACACCAAAAUGGAUGAGAACAAGUAUUACUUGAAGAGAAGUCAAGUUCCAGCAUUUGGUAGCUGGGAUUGUAAUGAUAAUGAUUUUCCAAUUCCAUUUACAGAGUGUUUUGAAUCAGCUAGACAAGCUGGUUUGCUUCACUAUACUUACUCACAAGAUUCAGAUUUGUAUGUAACUGGAGAUCUUUACCAGAAUCAUAUGGUUACUCCUACAAUGAUCGUUGUUCCUCGUCGUAAGAAAAAAGGAAGUUACAAAGAAGGAAGAAAAGAGGCAUGGGUGAUGUGUGAUAAUUGUGAGAAAGAGUCACCAAGGCAUGUUGCUCCAACAGCUAAAUCUGUGCCCAAAAAGCCUGUUGAUGAAGAUCUCUACAAGAUAUCUCCUGAUUUGCUCUACCCUAAGUCUAAAAUGAAAGGCAUCAGAGGAUUCAUGUCAAGCUGCUUGUUGCCAACUUGUGGUUGUUGAAACUAAAAUCCAAUGCAUAUAAGAGAAUUUGUGUGUUAGUAUAUACUCUUACUAUAGAGAUAUUUGAAGUGUUUUUUGGGUGGUUUAAACCAGCAGUUAAAAGUGUCCAAAAAAGAGAAGAUAUAUGGAAUGUUGGUCAUCUCAAGAAGAUGAAUAUGUAGAAUUGUCAUAUUGUACAAUAGAGGAAGAUUUCCCUUUUAUUCUCUGUUGGAACCAGUAUGUUUCUUCUUGGAAGUAUUUUGAUGUAUCCUAGUAUAAAUAAUUCUGGUGGUGUAAUUUAUAAAAUUAUGAGGAAUUUUACGGGAAGUUGGAACUAAAAAGCUUGUAGUAUUAUCAAUUUAUGAGAAAAACGAGAAGCCUCCUUGUUGGAUCU
Solanum dulcamara is the source of this 922-nucleotide messenger RNA. RefSeq lists its product as uncharacterized. The coding region runs from base 97 to 549 and encodes 150 amino acids. The transcript is spliced from 4 exons. NCBI's taxonomy places the organism in Eukaryota, Viridiplantae, Streptophyta, Magnoliopsida, Solanales, Solanaceae. The record is from RefSeq and is a predicted model, not a curated record.